AUGCGUCCGCUGGUGCUCCUGGCGGUGGCGCCCGCGCUCCACAGGGGCGCGUGGGCGCUGACGCGGGGCCGGCCGGGCGCCGACCCUGGCGAGGCGCGGGUCAGCGCCGAGGUGGGCGUCGCCUGCCGUGCGGCCCUGGGGCUGCCGGGCUGCUCGCGCGACGGGGCGGCCUCCCCGGGCUGCUUCGACUACGACGCCCUGGCGGAGGACAUGGGCGAGCUGGGCCUCGGCGCCGCGGGCUGCGCCAGGGCGCGCCCGGUGGGCGCUCGCGCGGGCGGCGACCCCCUGGCCCACGAUCCCGUCGAGGGGAAGGUGCCUCGCGCCAAC
Messenger RNA from Prorocentrum cordatum, 327 nucleotides. The record is from the annotation of a GenBank genome assembly. Lineage: Eukaryota; Dinophyceae; Prorocentrales; Prorocentraceae.